AUGGCGGCGCCCAUAGCCACAAGAACCCUGUCCCUGGCGGCGUGCGCCGCCGUCCUCGUGGCGGUGGUCGUGUCCUUGGCACCGGCGGCGGCGGCGAACGAGGAAGGGGACGCGCUGAUGGCCCUGCGCCAUGGCCUCGAGGACCCCGACGGCGUGCUCGCGAGCUGGGAGCCGAACCUGGUGAACCCGUGCACCUGGUUUCACGUCAGCUGCAACGACGACGACCGCAUCGACCGCAUGCAGCUUAGUUUUUUAUUAGGAGUGACGGAGCUUAGGUUGUCCGGUCCCCUGCCGGCGGAGCUGGGGAAACUGGAGCAGCUGCAUUACAUGGAGAUGAGCGGGAACAAUCUCCAGGGCCCGAUCCCGCCCGAGUUGGGCGACCUGAGGAACCUGAUCAGCAUGGACCUGUACAACAACGACAUCUCGGGGCACCUGCCCAGCACGCUCGGGAACCUCAAGUCCCUGCGGUUCCUGCGCAUCGACCACAACCGCCUGACGGGACCGGUCCCCAGGGAGCUGUCCGGGCUGCCCAACCUCGAGUCCGUGGAUUUCUCCAGCAACGACCUCUGCGGCACCAUCCCGACGUCCGGGCCGUUCGAGAACGUGCCCCUCAGCAGCUUCUCCAACAACCCGCGGCUGAAGCAGGGGCCCGGCGCGUACGACGCCCACUGCUAG
Messenger RNA from Panicum virgatum (switchgrass), 675 nucleotides. Its product is annotated as leucine-rich repeat protein 1-like. The transcript is spliced from 6 exons. Bases 1 to 675 code for a protein of 224 amino acids. Gene Ontology annotation, molecular function: protein binding. Lineage: Eukaryota; Viridiplantae; Streptophyta; Magnoliopsida; Poales; Poaceae. The record is from RefSeq and is a predicted model, not a curated record.